Messenger RNA from Camelina sativa (false flax), 2457 nucleotides. The record is from RefSeq and is a predicted model, not a curated record. NCBI's taxonomy places the organism in Eukaryota, Viridiplantae, Streptophyta, Magnoliopsida, Brassicales, Brassicaceae.
UGGAAAAAUAAAAUUAAAAAAAAAAAAAAAAAACAAAGAGAACCAAUUUUUUUUUUUUUUCUUCUCUUCUUCAUCAUCUUCACAGUAUCAUCAGUCUCGCGCCGCUUAGUCUUCCAUCUCUUCGUCUCCGUUCGAUUCUCCAGGUUCGUUUCUUUCCUUCUUCAGAUUUUAACCAUAUCCUCGAGUCCUCGUCUGAUUUUGUUCCGUUUCCGUAACUCGAUUUUGAAAACCCUUGUUUUGCGAUUUUGAGGGUUUUUGUUUCGCAGGUGUCAAAAAAAGAGAGUGAAUCGAUGGCUGGAAAAAGGAAAAGAGCUGAUUCACCAGACAAAAAGGAGCGAAGAUGGAGUGCUAGGGUUCAACAGCUGAGACAAAAAGCUUUUGAUGAGAAGGAGCGCUUAAUGCACGAGAGGGUUAAACUCCUCAACGACAAAAAGAGUGAACUCUGUGUCGUCGAUGACUCUAAGUUACAUGAGAAAGAAGACGAAACUGUCAACGACGGGAGCCCCAAACAAAGCACCACCUCUCCGAAGAAGCUAACUGCGUUGCAGAAAGGAAAGCAGUUGAUUGCUUAUUCUCCAAAUGGCAAGGACGUGGACGAAGACACGGACGCUCACCUCAAAGUGACCAAGUGUCUUAGGUUUUUUAACAAACAUUAUCUUCUUAGUGUCCAGGCUAAGAUGACCAGACCUGAUUUGAAGGGAGUUACUGAGAUGAUACAAUCCAAGGCAAUAUUGUACCCAAGAAAGAGGUUUGGUCACCUUCCAGGUAUUGCCGUUGGACAUCGGUUUUUUUCAAGAGCUGAAAUGUGUGCUGUAGGCUUCCAUAACCAUUGGCUAAAUGGCAUCGAUUACAUGGGAGUUGAAUACAAAAAAGAGUAUCGUCAAUAUGAACUUCCGCUUGCUGUUUCUAUCAUUAUGUCGGGCCAGUACGAGGAUGAUCUAGACAAUGCAGAUACGGUGACUUACACUGGCCAGGGAGGCAAUAAUUUAACUGGUAAUAAACGCCAGGUUAGGGAUCAAGUGCUAGAACGAGGGAAUUUGGCUCUAAAGAACUGCUGCGAAUACCACGUGCCUGUCAGAGUAACUCGUGGUCACGCUUGCACAACUAGCUAUUCCAAAAAAGUAUACACUUAUGAUGGAUUGUAUGAGGUUGUGAAGUACUGGGCACAAAAGGGCGUUUCUGGAUUUACGGUGUAUAAGUACCAACUGAAACGAUUGAAGGGGCAACCAGAACUAACUACUGAUCAGGUUAACUUCGUUUGUGGACGCAUACCAAAGUCUACUUCAGAUAUUGAGGGCUUGGCAUGCGAGGACAUCUCUAAAGGGCUAGAAUUUAAGCCCAUUCCAGCCACUAAUCGUGUUGAUGAUCAACCAGAUCCACCAUCAGGUUUCACAUACAUCAAAUCUUUGAUGAUUGAACCCAAUGUCAAAAUUCCGAAGAGUUCAACUGGGUGUAACUGCCAAGGCAGCUGCACUGACUCCAAGAAAUGUGCAUGUGCUAAGCUUAAUGGAGGAAACUUUCCAUAUGUUGCCCUUAAUGAUGGCAGAUUAAUUGAGCCUCGAGAUGUUGUAUUCGAAUGUGGUCCACACUGUGGGUGUGGACCUGAAUGUGUCAAUCGAACCUCUCAAAAGCGACUAAGAUUUAAUCUUGAGGUUUUCCGCUCGGCAAAGAAGGGUUGGGCAGUUAGAUCAUGGGAUUACAUACCCGCUGGGUCACCUGUAUGUGAGUACAUAGGAGUUCUCAGGAGAACUGCUGAUGUGGAUACUAUUUCUGACAACGACUACAUAUUUGAGAUUGACUGCCAACAGACUAUGCAAGGUCUUGAUGGAAGACAGAGAAGACUAAGGGAUGUUGCUGUGCCAACGAAUGAUGGAGUCAGCCAGAGCAGUGAAGAUGAGAAUGUGCCAGAGUUCUGCAUUGAUGCUGGUCCAAAAGGGAACGUUGCUAGGUUUAUAAAUCACAGUUGUGAGCCAAACCUAUUUGUUCAGUGCGUCCUGAGUUCUCACCAGGAUCUUAGGCUUGCCCGAGUGGUUCUUUUUGCAGCUGACAAUAUUCCCCCACUGCAGGAGCUGACUUACGACUAUGGAUAUACUCUUGAUAGCGUUCAUGGGCCGGAUGGGAAUGUGAAGAAGCUCACUUGCUACUGUGGAGCGCUAAAUUGUAGAAAACGCCUUUACUAAGAAGGCUAUUGAUAACCUAAUUUUUUGGUCUCUCUAUUUUGGGGAGUACAUAGAUAGCAACUAUCUCCCAAGUGGAAGAACCCUUAUCAUCUUAUUUGCGGGUCUUUAGCAGCGUACAAUUAGUGCUGCCUUUUUGGGGCAUUGUUAGUGUCCUGAAAGCCUAUUUGGGGCAUUGUUAGUGUCCUGAACCCUUUUAAUGCCAGUGGCAUCUUAUUUAUCGGGUCAACAAUAUUAUAUAUCUAACUAGUUGAGUUUUUCUCAGUACUUCAUUUUCUUA